This is a messenger RNA of Knipowitschia caucasica, 1224 nucleotides long. NCBI's taxonomy places the organism in Eukaryota, Metazoa, Chordata, Actinopteri, Gobiiformes, Gobiidae. The record is from the annotation of a GenBank genome assembly.
AUGUAUGAAACACAUUCUGCUGUGGUCAAACACACUGUGGUCAAACACACUGUGGUCAAACACACUGUGGUCAAGCACACUGUGGUCAAACACACUGUGGUCAAAGACACUGUGGUCAAACACACUGUGGUCAAACACACUGUGGUCAAACACACUGUGGUCAAACACACUGUGGUCAAGCACACUGUGGUCAAACACACUGUGGUCAAACACACUGUGGUCAAAGACACUGUGGUCAAAGACACUGUGGUCAAACACACUGUGGUCAAAGACACUGUGGUCAAACACACUGUGGUCAAACACACUGUGGUCAAACACACUGUGGUCAAGCACACUGUGGUCAAAGACACUGUGGUCAAGCACACUGUGGUCAAACACACUGUGGUCAAAGACACUGUGGUCAAACACACUGUGGUCAAACACACUGUGGUCAAACACACUGUGGUCAAACACACUGUGGUCAAAGACACUGUGGUCAAAGACACUGUGGUCAAAGACACUGUGGUCAAACACACUGUGGUCAAACACACUGUGGUCAAAGACACUGUGGUCAAAGACACUGUGGUCAAAGACACUGUGGUCAAACACACUGUGGUCAAAGACACUGUGGUCAAAGACACUGUGGUCAAGCACACUGUGGUCAAACACACUGUGGUCAAAGACACUGUGGUCAAAGACACUGUGGUCAAACACACUGUGGUCAAACACACUGUGGUCAAAGACACUGUGGUCAAACACACUGUGGUCAAGCACACUGUGGUCAAAGACACUGUGGUCAAACACACUGUGGUCAAACACACUGUGGUCAAGCACACUGUGGUCAAACACACUGUGGUCAAAGACACUGUGGUCAAACACACUGUGGUCAAAGACACUGUGGUCAAACACACUGUGGUCAAACACACUGUGGUCAAACACACUGUGGUCAAAGACACUGUGGUCAAAGACACUGUGGUCAAAGACACUGUGGUCAAACACACUGUGGUCAAACACACUGUGGUCAAAGACACUGUGGUCAAACACACUGUGGUCAAACACACUGUGGUCAAAGACACUGUGGUCAAAGACACUGUGGAUAAACACACUGUGGUCAAACACACUGUGGUCAAACACACUGUGGUCAAACACACUGUGGUCAAACACACUGUGGUCAAAGACACUGUGGUCAAACACACUGUGGUCAAAGACACUGUGGUCAAACACACUGUGGAUGAGCCUCUCUAG